Puntigrus tetrazona (Sumatra barb) is the source of this 2915-nucleotide messenger RNA. Its product is annotated as sialin. NCBI's taxonomy places the organism in Eukaryota, Metazoa, Chordata, Actinopteri, Cypriniformes, Cyprinidae. Gene Ontology annotation, molecular function: transmembrane transporter activity. The record is from RefSeq and is a predicted model, not a curated record. The coding region runs from base 380 to 1906 and encodes 508 amino acids. Gene Ontology annotation, biological process: transmembrane transport; monoatomic anion transport. The transcript has 13 exons.
AAGAACUAUGGUUUUCCUGAACGGUAACGUUAGUUCAUCCGCGAUGUUCUCGGCGUGUUAAACAUUUAGCACUUAUAGAAGUAAUUAAAACGGUUUGUGUAGCUAUGGAGGGGUCGAAAACGUUUUUUCUCUAAAGCGAGAAAAGUCCAGUUGAAUGAGUCUUGCAUGUGUUUAUGCUAAUGAGUCUAGUGAAGACAAUAAAGGGAGCAAAAAAAGUAGCUCUUGAAUGAAUUGCAUCUUUAUUUCCUCCAGGAUUCAGCUGCAAGGUGCUACAAGAGCUUUGGGCUUCCCAGUAUAUCAAGUCGACCUCUGAGCGAGAUUUGAGGAUGUCAUACUUAAACUAACUCAAGCUCCGCCCAAAACCUCCAUCUCUGCAAUCAUGGCUCUAAAAGACGGUUACUCCAUUAACUCGACCGCAGACGACCAGGACGGUGACACUGCGCCUCUUCUAGAGAAGGAAGUGGAAAGAGUCACAGUGCCUCCCAAAUGCUGCUCCGUGCGAUGCAAUCUGGCUGCUAUGAUGUUCUUUGGCUUUGCUGUGGUCUAUGGUCUUCGUGUAAAUCUCAGUGUUGCUAUGGUUGCUAUGGUUAAUGGAACCAAUGAUCAGUCGUCAUCCUAUAGCAAUAUAUCAAACGAGUGUCCAGUACCCACCCAUACACUUGACAACAACAGCCAAAGUUCAGAACAGCCAGAUGGGAUUCCAAGAUACCCGUGGAAUCCCGAGACGCAAGGAAUGCUGCUCGGUGCUUUCUUUUUUGGAUACCUGUUUACUCAGAUUCCGGGAGGUUACCUGUCAGGUCGCUUUGGGGGAAGCCUGUUCCUCGGUGGUGGUGUGCUUGGGACUGCCGUCCUCACUCUCCUCACUCCGCUGUCAGCACAACUUGGAGCCAAGUGGUUGUUUGCCUUGCGUGCGCUGGAGGGAUUUGGGGAGGGUGUGACUUUUCCUGCCAUGAUGGCUAUGUGGGCCCGCUGGGCUCCUCCACUGGAGAGGGCUCGUCUGAUGACGUUUUCAGGCGCUGGCUCUAGCUUUGGUGCCUUUGUGGCUCUUCCUCUCACUGGCUUCAUCUGCCAUAGUCUGGGGUGGCCAGCGGUCUUCUACUCCUGUGGUGGUGUCGGGUGCCUCUGGGCAGUGUUUUGGUUUAUCUUGGUGUCAGAUGAACCCCAAACUCACCCAAGAAUUAGUGACAGAGAGAAAUAUUACAUAAUUAACUCAAUAGGUUCACAGGGGACGGCACAUGGUUGGUCAGUGCCUGUAUUAUCUAUGCUGUUAUCUGUGCCUCUUUGGGCCAUAAUCAUCCCACAGAUGUGCUCCAACUGGUCUUAUUACACUCUCCUCACCUCACUUCCUACCUACAUGGACACUGUUCUCCACUUUGAUUUGCGACAGAAUUCGUUCCUCUCUGCUCUGCCGUAUCUGGCUGGCUGGCUGGUCUCAGUGGGCUCAGGUGUGCUGGCAGACCACCUCCUGGAGAGGGAGCUCCUGAGUGUCACAGCUGUCCGAAAAAUCUUUACCUUUAUUGGUCUGUUUCUACCUGCUGUUUUCCUGCUUGCAGUAGGCUUCACGGGUUGCAGUGGUGUGCUGGCUGUGACUUUUCUCACGUUGUCCAGUGCAUUUGGGGGUUUCAGUGCUGCUGGUGUCUACAUUAACCAGAUUGACAUUGCUCCACGAUAUGCGGGUACGCUUCUAGGAAUCACAAACACUUUUGGGACCAUCCCUGGUGUUCUUGCACCAAUUGUAGUGGGUUACUUAACCAAAGAUCACUCGGUUACAGGAUGGAAACAUGUUUUCUGGUUGUCUGCUGGGGUGAGCGCCUUUGGAGCCAUCUUUUAUGUGAUCUUUGGCACUGGAAAGAUUCAGAGCUGGGCAAGGACAGAAGAGGAAUCAGACACGGAUACACACAAUUAAACAUUCCACUUGACCAAUUCAAAGGGAAAUGAGGACUCUGCCUUUGAGUUUUAUUUCGUACUCAAAACAUGCUACCGGUCAGAAGUUGGGACAAACUUACUUUUUUUCAUGGUUUAAAAAAUGAUAAACAUAAAAUAUGCCUACUUUAUACUUCUUUUUUUUAAUUAAGUGGAUCAGAUAGUGACAUUUUUAGCUCACUACAUAAUUCACAUAUGUGUUACUUUUGAUUACUAUUAUUAUUAAAAAAAAAAGGUAGCAUGUCCAAACCUUUGACUCUGAUCGCAAUAACAAUACUUCUCUCAGGGUUUUACAAGGGGAAAUCUGUGCCUUGUAGUUUUUCUGGCAAUAUUUAUUUCUGAAAAUUUCAGAAUUAAUCAUAAGCCAAGGGAAUGGACAACUGAGAGUAAUUCCAUUUCCUAGUCUCAUGCAAUCUAAAUCUCAUUCAAGUAAAAAAAAAAAAUACUCUAGCCUUUAUGCUAACUUUCAAUCAAGUGUAAUUUUUAUUACAGUGGCGAAACAACAGAUUUAGGGGUUUUGUCUCAUUUGAAUUACAUGUGAAAAUACUUGUUAAUAAGCACUUUGCGUUAAUAAUGAUGCAUUAAUAAUGAAAACACCUUGGUACCAGUGCUGUUCGGGUCAUUUUAAAUGUGUUACAGCAGUAGCUGUACUCCAUUAAUUGUGUCAUUUCAGCACUCAGUCACUUCGGUUGUUACAGAUUUAUUGUUGUCUAUGGUUGUCUAUUCAUAUUUACUGAAAAUUGCCAGACAUGGUACAUUAUUAUUUUGAAACUUAAUGUAAACUUAAUGUUUAUUUGAAACACUCAAAGAGUCGUAUGUUAAUUAAGACACAAUGGCCAUUGGCCAGCACUUUUUUUUUAACUGGCAUGAAUGCUGACAAUUCCCAGUAUUACUAUUACCAUUUUAUUUAAUUUUUUUAUUUUAAUAAUGUCUCAUUGAUUUAUGAUGUUAAUCAUGCUUAAAUUUAAAUAAAAUUACAUUUUUACAGUGCA